Molecule: messenger RNA, 206 nt
Organism: Effrenium voratum
Lineage: Eukaryota; Dinophyceae; Suessiales; Symbiodiniaceae
Source: the annotation of a GenBank genome assembly
GUCCGCUGGACCGUCGCCUCCUGGCCAUAGCAGCCGAAGCUUCGCUGCCCGGCGCGGCCGGCACGGCGGCAGAUGCUUCGCUGGACCUGAAAGAGCUGGCACGCGAGCUGCCGGAGGUCUCUGUGGCGGAGCUGGUGGAAGCCUUGCGCAGAACCGGGUUCCAGCCUUCCGUCCAGCUGCGUGUCGGAACGGGUACGUCUGGCUAG